Molecule: messenger RNA, 2088 nt
Organism: Talaromyces atroroseus
Lineage: Eukaryota; Fungi; Ascomycota; Eurotiomycetes; Eurotiales; Trichocomaceae
Exons: 6
Coding region: 1-2088 (695 amino acids)
Source: RefSeq, a predicted model, not a curated record
AUGACCUUUAUUGCUCGUACAGGUGCUCUCUUCAAUGCAUCUGUCGGUGGCCUUGUCAACAUGAUGCCAGCUCGAACGGGUUACCGUUCCUUCCUCUCGCUUACUGUCUUUUGCGUGCUAUUUGUUUUCGCCUUUGCCGAGUUUGAAUUUAAAGACGGGCCACCGGACGGCCGCAUCGCUUGGGAGUUUCAGGGCCUCAGGGACGAUGAGCUACGGUCGCAGGAGUCUAACCAACACUCUUUUGCAGAAAGGUAUCUUGAAGAGGCCAAAACGGUGACCACCAGCGUAUUCAAAAAUUUCAAGUCUACUUUCAAGAGACUCAAGGUUCCCAAUCCGCCAUACCAGAACCCGCACAUUUACGACGACCCUCGCGCCUCCGUCCAUUCCAGCGAAACCGCGAAAGCGGCUAAGAUCUAUCGCCCUUAUCCCGACUAUAAUAGUGAGGAAUGGAAACGCACUCAUCGAGGUGCCUUUGUCCCUUGUAUGGGUCCGCGAGGCAAGAAACUUGACGAGAGUUUGGAUGAUAGUGUCGGCGUUUACGUCGGUAUUCCAGAAGGCUUUCCGGAGCCCACCUUUGGUUCUUACGAUGUGAUUGGUGUCGACGGACAGCUCUCCUACGACCGAUACACCAGAUACGCCGCGUACGGAUACGGAGAAAAUGAAGCCACGACCGAUUGGAUUCGCCCUGCCAAAGUAGAGUGGGAUUCCGUCAAUUGGGGUCAACUGCAACAGGAAUGUGUUGAGGCAAAUGCUGGUCGAUACAAUCUCACAUCGAGCAACGACAAGAGCGGAUUGACUUCUUGGUUCAAGCGUCGGUCCCGACCGGCAAAUCUCAUCAACCCCGAUGCUAAGCCAGACAAGCGCACCGCCAUCUUGAUUCGCAGUUACACCGACAAGGAAUAUUCGGAAAAUGACAAGCAAGUCAUUCGUUCUAUGGUUCAGGAGUGGUCCCUUCAGUCUGGUGGCGAAUACGAGGUCUUCUUGCUCGUUCACGUCAAAGAUGACAGCAUCCCUAUUCAGGAAGCAGAGGCUUAUGACCGAGUGCUUCAAGACAACAUUCCUCCUGAAUUCUGGAAUAUGACAAUCUUGUGGAAUGUUCCUAUGGUUGGUGAGCGGUAUAACAAGCUCGAUCCCGCAGUAUUAAACGUUCACCAAUCCCAAUGGCUUCCUAUUCAACAUUUCGUCCUAGAGUAUCCUGAAUUUGACUUUGUGUGGAAUUGGGAAAUCGAUACUCGCUAUACUGGUCAUUUGUACGAGUUCAGUGAAGCAAUCGCCAGCUUUGGUCGUAAACAACCCCGUCGUGGUCUCUGGGAACGCAGCGAGCGCUUCUACCUCCCCGCUAUUCACGGCGGAUUUGACACUGAUUUCCGAGAGAUGGUAGCGGAGAAAGGCGGAUCUGGCGUCUGGGGUCGUCUGGGUUAUGAGAUGCAAGCAGAUAAACUGCCUACGCCUAAGGGUCCAUCUCCCCCUGUGCUACUACCAGAGGACGACAACUACGAAUGGGGUGUUGGCGAGGACGCCGAUUUCAUUGGAUUCCUGCCCGUUUUUAAUCCUUACCGCACUAAUUGGGUGCUUCGAGACGAUGUGUUCGGAUAUCUUGGUACGGAAACACCGCGACGAGCAACCAUCAUCACGCAUUCCCGUGUCUCAAGAAGAUUGGUUCUCGCCAUGGAUGACGAAAACAUGAACGGUCGCCACGUUGGCUCCGAGAUGAACCCUCAAACCGUGGGUUUGCUGCAUGGUUACAAGGUCACGUACGCGCCGCAUCCAAUUUGGUCGGAUAAGCCACUUGCUCCUCGUCGUAUGGAUCGAUGGUUCAACUCGGGCGUUAAUGGAAGGUCGGGAAGUUCAAUGGACAGCCCAUUCUCAUGGGGUCGUGAGCAACGAUUCAAGGACUUGUCGUGGUACUACCGUUGCAACAUCCCCGGUCGGUUGUACUGGAACUUACUUGGAUGGGAGAAGGAUACAACAGGAGGACCGGACUAUGAAAAGCGCUAUGGUCGCGUGGUGUUGCCGUCAAUGUUCUUUCAUCCGAUCAAGGAUGUGAGCCCCGAUUCCGAUAGCAUGAACUAUGAUCUUCCAAUUUAA